UUGUUUGACAUGAAAUCCCCUCGCCAUGGCAAUGGCUACAUACCAUUCGAACAAUUGAUCAAACUGGAAAAGGUGGACGAAACCACCUACCGCAGCAGUGCACUACCGUUCUCCCCCAAUGGCUCUGGCAGAGCGUACGGUGGCCAUGUCUAUGCCCAAGCCGUCUGGGCAGCGGCGAACACGGUCGAGGCCGGCUUUGUAAUACAUACCAUCCGGAACGGCCGGUCGUAUUGUACUCGCUUGGUAAACGUCACCCAAGCCGAAGGCGAUGGAAUAUGCUUUACCUGCACCUGUUCAUUCAAAUUGCCCGAGGAAAGUCACUUCGAUGUCCAAGAGAAGAUUGAACUAGAUCAAAAGUAUGGCAUCGUUCUCUUUGGCAAGAAGCCAGAAGACUGGGAGGAAGUUUCGGGCAUGGACGUGCCUUGGGUAGGUUCUGUUCACUCAUUGAUCAGUGAUUCACCAACUCAUUUCGUCCAANNGUACAAUUCUCGUAGGAAACUCACAGGCAGGAACGACGCAUUCCCUGGGCUUGAGUCUCGGAAGGUGGACAUGACACCCUAUAACACUUCACUUUCACCAUUCGACCGUCGCCAACUCUUCUUCUACCGCGCAAUCGGCGACCUACCACCGAAUCCGAACAUUCAUGCUUGCGCGCAUCUAUAUGCAUCCGAUCGCAAUUCGCUCUUCAUAGUAGGACGCCAUUUUGGGAUUAGCGACAAGUUUACACACAUGGCAAGUUUGAGCCACACGGUCGUUUUCCAUAGUCCUGCUUCGCAUAUCAUGCUGCAGGAUCAGUCGGGCAAACAUUGGUUUUGUCAAGAAGUAUGGACGACACGAGCAGGUGGAGGACGAGCAACACACCAUAGUCGCAUCAUCGGACCAGGAGGAACCCAUGUGGCCACGACUUUCCAGGAAGGCAUGAUAAGAGUAGGUCUUGGUGAGAACCAGUAUGAGAAAGCGUAUAAGAAGUCGCUGGAACGUCUCUAG
This is a messenger RNA of Aureobasidium vineae, 987 nucleotides long. The record is from the annotation of a GenBank genome assembly. NCBI's taxonomy places the organism in Eukaryota, Fungi, Ascomycota, Dothideomycetes, Dothideales, Saccotheciaceae.